AUGUCCAUUGACGUUGGUGAUUUUGGUCGUAACAGUGACGGAGGAAUUUUAAGAGAAUCGAAUUUUGGAAAACUAUUAGAUUAUAAUAAAUUACUUUUGCCUUCGCCGAGAAAAAUGCAUGGAAAUGUUGAAGACGAAUUUGAAUUUGUAUUUGUCGGGUAUGACGCGUAUCCGUUAAAAAAAAAUUUGAUGCGGUCAUUUGCAAGAAAACAAUUGACAAAUCCGAAGCGAAUUUAUAACCAUCGCCAAUCACGUGCGGGAAGAAUAGUAGCAGAGUGUGCUUUCGGUAUAUUAACAAAAAGAUUUAACGUAUUUGAAAAUAAAAUGUUAGUUAAUCCGGAGAAUUAUACAAUUAUGACUCAAGCUGCUUAUGUAGUUAAUAAUUUAACCGUGGACAAAGAACAUAAUAUUUGA
Molecule: messenger RNA, 414 nt
Organism: Cinara cedri
Lineage: Eukaryota; Metazoa; Arthropoda; Insecta; Hemiptera; Aphididae
Source: the annotation of a GenBank genome assembly